UUAAAAAGUAAAUAGAAAUAUUAAAUGUACGAAUAAAUAUAGUUUUUAAAGUGUAAUUUUUAUUUAUUUUUUUUAACGAUGUUAAAUUGUAAUUUUUGCAGUAAUUUUUAAUCCUAAAAGUCUUCGUUAAAAUUACGAUGUUAAAUAGUAAAAAAUAUAACCCACAUAAUAAAUUUUGAAAUAAAACAUUUAAAAAUUGACGUUAAUAAAAGUCUAGUCCGAGAUUACGAUGUUAACAUCGUAAAUUUUGGUAGAAUUUUUUUUCCGUGUACAACUUAAUAAGGAUAUAUUAUAUCGAAUUGUUAAAAACUAAGCAUGAAAUCCUCGACGGUGUUGAUUAAAAUACUUUUAAAAAUUUUAUUGCAUUCAUUUUCUUUAUAUGCCUAUUUGGAUAUUUCGCAGAACUGAGUCAUAAAAACUAACACACAUUAAAUUUUAUGGAUUUUGAUGAAUAAUUACUUUUGCGACAUAACAAAAGUAUCAAAAUACACUGCGAUAACUUGUGACUAAUUUCCUGGAAAUCCAACUAAAAAACCCAUCUGUUAAUUACUGGUUCUGGUUUAGUUUUAUCUAGGAGCCGGCUCUAUAUAUAUACCGGAAAACCGAUUGUUAUUCAUUCGCAACUGAACGUAGCAUCAGUCUGGACGUGUCCUUUGUCAUUUACUUGACCUAAUGGCUCAAUACAGUCAAAAAAAAUUUUCUGUGGUUCGAUUCACGGAACCAUGUUACACCGAGGCCGGAAAUUUAUAUUUAUGUGUCCCGGAAUCUUGGAUAAGAAAUCGUUUUAACGAGAAUGUUGUUGUUGCGUAUCCACCCUUGGAAGAAGUUUCGCUGACAACGAAUCGUAUUCUCAACAAUGAGACCCCAUCAAAUAAUUGGGUAGACGCUGCAGGAGUAGUGGAGUAUCAAACUGAAGAUUUCUACGACGCGCUCUUAUUCAUAAGUGAAAAAUUUGGAUUACUAGGCAAAGAAACACCGGUAAAUAGUAAUCCAGAUCUUGCGUCACGGAAUAAAAAUACUGGAGCAAAAAUCUCGACGAAUAACCCGGGAUCUGCUGGUACAGCUGCUAAAUUGAAUUUGGUCACAUUUUUACAAGUAAUACGUCCAAUGAUACUCAAUACACUAAGCUACAUUGAUUUGUACAUUCAAAACAAUCAACAGCAAUCUUUGUUCAAUCUCCAAGAAAAAGAAAUUGAUGCCACUGAUAGAAACUACUUACGCAAGAUUAUUUCGAUGUGCAAUGAAUAUAAUAAUAUCUAUCAAAGAACCAUGCAAAAUUAUUUAAAUUUACAUUUUUCACAAAUGAAAUCACCACAAUCGACGCCUAGUGAAUUACAAUCAUCAGAAUUGAAGAUUUAUCGAGAGCUCCUGAAUUCACUUGCAAUGACAAUGAUGGUUAUGAACGGUUGUUUUAAGUAAUGUAUUGUUUCUUGUGUUAAAUGUUCUAUUGUUAAGAUCCUAGACUUAAGAAAAGCUUGAUUUGUUUAAUUAAUUCGCUUUAUAGAGUGAUACAAUAAAGUUUAUCAAUAAGUUUUUGAGUUAUUUUUACUUAUACCCAAUUGAUACAUUCAACCUUAGUUAUAAUAAUAUGGGUAGAGUCAUGUGAGGAAAGUGUGCGCAGUGGGUAAGUGUGCGCAAACUCAUGCAUUUCAAUCCGAAAUGAAUCGGUUUGCACACAAUUACCCACAGUGCACACUUGCCCCACAUUACUUUGAUAAGAUAAAAACCGAUAGAUUAAAAAAAAUUUGGAAAAUCCAAAAGUGCACGCCUCGAAAGCUCAUGUUAUGUUUUUUUUUAAAAGUUAAAUUUCGAAUAAAAUUGAACAUCCCGCUCUUUUCCCAUAGAAAUUUCCAUGGUAAAUAUACGGUAAUAAAAGUAAAAAAAAAAUAAAUAAGGAGAACAUUCCUAAUGAAAAAUGGCGGCAGUGUGUGUUUGUUUACAUGUAAGAUUGCCGGUUUUAACCGUAAUGAUUUAUUUUUAAAAAAAACGAGAAGGCCUACAGUAGUGAUUUUCGAAAGGAACCUUCUUUGCUUAUUUCUGAAAAUUUUGAAAAAAAAAUUAAGUAGUUUCGUCAAGUCGUUCUCGAGAUAUCCGUACCACGCCGUUUUUUUGAACCACAGACUAAUGGACGUCCACGAUAAAUUUUUUUUAAUGAACUUUUUUUUAUAUUAAUACAUAUUAGACAAAUUAAAAAAAGU
Molecule: messenger RNA, 2198 nt
Organism: Microplitis mediator
Lineage: Eukaryota; Metazoa; Arthropoda; Insecta; Hymenoptera; Braconidae
Exons: 2
Coding region: 673-1419 (248 amino acids)
Source: RefSeq, a predicted model, not a curated record